This is a messenger RNA of Neltuma alba, 257 nucleotides long. RefSeq names its product protein cornichon homolog 1-like. Lineage: Eukaryota; Viridiplantae; Streptophyta; Magnoliopsida; Fabales; Fabaceae. Gene Ontology annotation, biological process: vesicle-mediated transport. The record is from RefSeq and is a predicted model, not a curated record.
AUGGGUUGGAAUUUGUUUUUCUGGCUUGUAAUUUGUUUUCCCCUCAACGUUGCUCUUCUUGCCUCCACUUUUUAUCAGAUUCUGAUCUUAACAGACUUGGAGGCUGACUAUGUCAACCCAUAUGAGGCUUCCUCCCGUAUCAAUUACUUCGUUGUUCCUGAGUUUAUUGGGCAGGCAGCACUAUGCGCUCUCUUCCUCCUCACUGGGCACUGGUUCAAUCUUUUGACAGUUCCCAUCACUGCCUAUCACAUGACGCU